Linum trigynum is the source of this 363-nucleotide messenger RNA. The record is from the annotation of a GenBank genome assembly. NCBI's taxonomy places the organism in Eukaryota, Viridiplantae, Streptophyta, Magnoliopsida, Malpighiales, Linaceae.
AUGGUGGAUAGUGGUUGCAGUAACAACAUGACUGGAGAUCUGGAGUCCUUCACCGACAUCGAUGACCAAUACCGGUCUCAAGUCAAAUUGGGAGACGAAAAGAAGCCUAAAGUGGAAGGAAAAGGCACAGUUGUUGUAUGCACAGAAGAAGGUAACAAAACUCUCAUCCGAGACAUUUUGUAUGUUCCGGAACUAACUCACAAUCUAUUGUUUGAUAAUGGUGUUUGUGAGAUUAUCAACAAAGCAGACCAUUUCAUGGUGGCCAAAGUCCCGAUGACUUCCAACAAAAUUUUCUCACUUGCUAUGUCACAAAAUGGUGAAGUAGCAUUCAAGAGUGACAAUCUGGAUCACUCCUUCCUAUAG